GAUGUGGUGCCACAGGUUGUCCCACCUACAAAGCAGAUUUCACAGUUUGCUGAAAGGAAGAGUCAUAUGUCAAGUUCCUGAGCAGCUCAACUUCAAAAACUUAUUUCCAUUAGCCAUCCAUUGGCACCAUACAGCCUCCAAAUCUCUGAACUGUGCUUGGCAACAACAUGGAGAUCAUUUUGAACUGAACUAUGCUAAUACUGUGAUGCGCUUUGAUUAUGUCUGGCUUCGAGAUCACUGUCGCUCAGCAUCUUGCUACAAUUCUAAGACUCACCAGCGCAGCUUGGACACUGCCAGUGUGGAUCUAUGUAUCAGACCAAAGACCAUUCAUCUAGAUGAGACCAUACUUUCUUUCACCUGGCCAGAUGGUCAUGUGACUAGAUAUGAAUUGGAUUGGCUGGUGAAAAAUAGCUAUGAAGGGCAAAAACAGAAGGUUAUCCACCCUAGAAUAUUAUGGAAUGCUGAAAUCUACCAGCAAGCCCAAGUUCCAUCUGUAGAUUUCCAGAGUUUCUUAGAAACAAAUGAGGGACUGAAGAAGUUUCUACAAAACUUUCUGCUCUAUGGAAUUGCAUUUGUAGAAAAUGUCCCUCCCACUCAAGAGCACACAGAAAAGUUGGCAAAAAGGAUCAGCUUAAUCAGAGAAACCAUCUAUGGGAGGAUGUGGUAUUUCACUUCAGACUUUUCCAGAGGUGACACUGCAUACACCAAGCUAGCUCUGGAUCGGCACACUGAUACUACCUAUUUUCAGGAGCCCUGUGGCAUUCAAGUGUUUCACUGUCUUAAACACGAAGGAACAGGCGGCAAGACACUGUUAGUAGAUGGGUUCUAUGCAGCAGAACAGGUACUUCAAAAGGCACCUGAGGAAUUUGAACUCCUCAGCAAAGUACCAUUGAAGCAUGAAUAUAUUGAAAAUACUGGAGAAUGUCACAACCACAUGAUUGGGGUUGGGCCAGUCUUAAAUAUCUACCCAUGGAAUAAAGAGCUAUAUUUGAUCAGGUAUAACAACUAUGACCGGGCUGUCAUCAAUACUGUACCUUAUGAUGUUGUCCAUCGUUGGUAUAUAGCACACCGGACUCUAACAACUGAGUUGAGAAAACCUGAGAAUGAACUUUGGGUCAAACUAAAGCCUGGAAAGGUACUAUUUAUAGACAACUGGCGAGUCCUACACGGCAGGGAAUCCUUCACUGGCUACCGCCAACUCUGUGGCUGCUAUUUAACAAGAGAUGAUGUAUUAAAUACUGCUCGUCUCUUGGGGCUUCAGGCUUAAAAUUGACAGCACUGGGAUUAUGAAUACAUCUGGCACCUUGUCUACCAUCAUUUCAUAUCAACGGAAUAAUAUUGUGUCAAAACUGACUUCCCAUUGUUUCCAUAACCCAUCCAACAAAGCAGAAGCUGCCCCCUUCUCAAGUAGGGAAAACCUAUUAGAGAAAUGGAGUUUCUGAGUUAUGUAAUGUCAACCAUCUAGUAGGGUAGCUCUUUUCCCAAGUUACCCUUUGUUUUCUAAAUCAUUUGAUGUAAUUUUGGUCACUCUACUUCAGAAGUACAAUCCCCAUAUUGAAAGAAAACCAAUGAUAUUCACUAGGUAAAAAUGAAAUACAUUCUAGAAAUGACAAGAUACUGAUAAAGUAACAGUUUACAAAAUUUUUGGUCUUAGCAUCCACAUAUGACAGACAAUAUGUAGUUACUUGAAUUUCUGCGUGUUAUUAUUUCACUUAACAUAAUGUCCUCCAGUUCCAUCAAUUUUUCAGCAAAUAAUAGGAUAUCACUUUUCUUUUUAUUACUAAAUAUAUCCUAUUAUAAACAUGUGCCACAUUUUCUUUAUCCACUCAUGCAUUCAUGAGCAUGUAGGUUGAUUACCUAUCUUAGUUAUUGUGAAUAAUGUACCAAUAAAUAUGAGUGUAAAGAUACUCUAUGAUAUGCUGAACUCAUUUGCUUUGAGUAUUUAACCAGAAAGGAUAGGUGAAUCAUAUGAUAGAUUUCUUUUUAACUUUUUUUUUGAGGAACCUCCAUACUGCGUUCCAUAGUGACUAUACUAUUUGAGUUCCUUCUAACAGUAUUUAAGACUACCUUUUCAUAUACAGCCUUACCAACACAUUUAAUUUUUGUCUUUUUGAUAAUAGCCAUUCUAACUGAGACAAAACAAUGUCACAUUGUGGUUUUAAUUUGAUUUUCCCUGAUGAAUAUUGAUGUUGAGCCAUUUUUAUAUACUUCUUGACCAUUUAUAUAUCUUCCUUUGAGAAAUGCCAAUCUAGGUCUAUUGCCCCUUUGUGCUUGUUGGUUUAGAACUAUUUUUGGUUUUGUUUCAGAGUUGGGGGCUUUUCGUUUAUUUUAAUUACUUCAUUUGUUUGUUUUCAUGUUUUGAUUGGGUGUUUGGAGAAAGCAGUGUAACUCAAGUUUGACUUCACCUGGCCAGGUAGCCCAACCUGGCCUUGAACAAAUUCACAAUCCUACUGUCUCAGCAUCAGCCUCCCAAUUGCUGGGAUUAAAGGUCUGUUCUACUGUAUGCAGGUAUUAUCCAUUUUUAAUCAUAUUACAUGUUCUGAGUAUAUUGACUUCCUUAUAUAUUAUAUAUUACCACCAUUUGAGUUGGAAAAUAAUUUGUCCAAUACUGUAGAUUGUCCUUCAAUCUGAUGAUUGUUUCUUUUCCUGGGCAGAAACACCUUAAUACACUGAAAACACUGACAAAUCCAAGGACUUCUUGGGUAUGGGUUAUAUCUACUGACACUAAUUAUAUUAGUUAUUAAGAGUGAGAAAUGGUUAAAACUCAGGAACACCAAAGCACCCAUCCCUCAGGUAUCAGAGAGAUGACAUCAUCACAUGUCAUGUAGCCUCUGGAAAAGUCAUGAGAUAAUGGGAGUUAAAAAAGCAAAUAUCA
Messenger RNA from Castor canadensis (American beaver), 2875 nucleotides. NCBI's taxonomy places the organism in Eukaryota, Metazoa, Chordata, Mammalia, Rodentia, Castoridae. The record is from RefSeq and is a predicted model, not a curated record.